Molecule: messenger RNA, 1805 nt
Organism: Penaeus indicus
Lineage: Eukaryota; Metazoa; Arthropoda; Malacostraca; Decapoda; Penaeidae
Product: tetraspanin-18-like
Exons: 8
Coding region: 48-869 (273 amino acids)
Cellular component (GO): plasma membrane
Source: RefSeq, a predicted model, not a curated record
GGACAAGACAGAGGUGCUGGGCGUGCUGCUGCGGCCACUGUGGCAAAAUGGCGCUCAACUGCGGAACUGCGUUUGCUAAAUAUCUACUAUGCUUCCUCAACUUCAUUUUCUUCGCCGCCGGCGGAGUGGUGCUGGCCCUGAGCAUCUGGCUGGCGGUGGACAACACCUCCUUCCUACUGCUGACGCGGGUAUCCGAGAACGAGAGCCUGGCCACGUUCAACCAGCCGUCGGUCAUGGAGCACGGGGCCUACAUCCUCAUCGCCGCCGGGGGGCUCGUCUUCCUCAUCGGGUUCCUCGGCUGCUGCGGCGCCGCCAUGGAGUCGAGGGCGCUGCUCACCAUGUACGGUCUGAUGGUCAUCGUCAUCUUCUGCUUGGAAGUGACAGCAGGAGCCCUCGCCGCUGUCUACAAGGCUGAGACGGAAGAAGAACUGCAGAACUUCCUGAAACACACACUCAAGAAGUAUUAUUCCACCCAAGACACCGCCAACUCCGUGACUGUCGCCUGGAACGCCCUUAUGGCUGAGCUGAAGUGUUGCGGCGUGAACAACUACACGGACUUUGAACAGGCGAUAAUGUGGCAGGCGAACAAAUCCUCGAGUGUGUUGGUUCCCGAGGCGUGUUGCACCUUGAAGGGCGACCCCAUGAAGUUCAUUCCUGAGGACGACACCUGUCUCGGCAGCCCCAACAGGGAGAACUCGUAUUAUCUCACUGGAUGUCUGAGCAGGUUACAGGAAGAAACUUUCUACUAUCUGACACCCAUGUUGUCCGUUGCCAUCUGCCUGGGGACUCUGCAACUUCUCCUCAUCACUCUCUCCUUUUACCUGUGCAGAGCCAUAACUAGGGCUCUCAAGGUUGCUACGGUAGACUGAAGAAUUGGGUAGAAGAUCACGCCAACUUGCUCAUGGGGAUCGGCAUCGGUGUGGCCGCCUUGGAGCUGCUGGGGAUGCUGUUUGCCUUCUGCCUCUGCUGUUCCCUCGGCCAGAAGAUCAAGUGACGCCAGCGCCGCGUCCACACCGGCCACGAAGAACAAUAUACAGUCAAACAGCUUGACAUGGACUAAACAUAUAGUGAAAGAAAAGUCUCGAUAUAUAUAGUUAUAUAUAUAUGCGUAUGUGUGUGUGUGUAUGUAUAGUCUGUACGUGGGAAAGAAACAAUUUUUUUUUUCUUUUUCUUUUUUUUUUUUUUUUUGGUAUGGGGGGAGGGGGGGAGUGAUGAACAAGUGAAGUGGCUGAGUGCUAUGGUCGUUUUCACACACUUUUUUAUAUUUUUUCUUUGACAAAAAGGUAAGCUCCCUUUGAAUCGGAUUAUCAUCACCAUAGCUUUGUUAUCCGUAUAAAAGACGACGUAUUGUCAUUUCUGAUUAUCUUAAAGGAUUAAAAAUAGAGCCCUUUUUAGUGAUUCAAACACAAGGCGGAAAAGAUUUACAUAGUAGACCUAUAGAAAAAAUAAUGUUACGUACUUUGACAGACAAUAAUAAGUACGAGAAAGACAAGCUCGUAGGUUUUUUAUCGAUAUCAUAUAAAAGAAACAAAGAAAAAAAAUCUGACGAAGUGAUACAUUCAGCUUCUCAAAAAAAGUUAUUGAGCUCUCGGUAAACUCCCUUUUUGUAAGCCUGUUUCCCUCAAUUCUUUCUCUUCCUCUGUAUGUCGAAGUGUCACUUGAAUUUUAUGCGAACGAUUCUUUCUCCAUAGGCUUGCUGUGUUACGUGUGUUGGUCUUAACUCCUGCAUUGCAUUAUCUCUGGGCUGUACAAAUGCUUACGUUUCAUUCAUGCUUUAGAAAUAUUCUCGUUCUUCCGUUUGGUAU